Molecule: messenger RNA, 13698 nt
Organism: Xyrichtys novacula (pearly razorfish)
Lineage: Eukaryota; Metazoa; Chordata; Actinopteri; Labriformes; Labridae
Source: the annotation of a GenBank genome assembly
AUGAAGAGCCGAAAACUGAAGUCCGUUAAAGCUGGCGGCAGCAAAAAGAAAGGUAAACUGUUGUUAGCCUAGCUAGCUGUUAGCAUCACAGCUGCACGGUGGCUGUUUGUGUCAGCUGUCAGACGUUAGAGUUGAAUUAUAAACCCAACUUUGUCUAUCUUAUGUUUGAAAUUAAUCCUAAACGAAAUCCUCCACAGUCCCCAGCGAUGUGUCCCCCUCCACCAGCCUCCCUCCCCUGGUUGAGGGUCAGCUGAGAUGCUUCCUGCGGGUGACCGUGAGCCGAGUUCUGUGGACGGUUCACAAACCUCCGUCUGCAACAUUCAUCAGGCUGCGGUGGUGGGGAGAGUCCUCCACCGGGACUCACUUCUUACCCAGAGAUGGAUCACAGCUGUCACAGAGGACCAUCAAGACCACAGCUCGAUUCCCCAUCCGCUGUGGGCCAAAGCAGUUCACCUCAUAUCUAACAGGUGACCAAAGCAUCUGAUGAGUUUGUUUUCUGUAAAACACUGCGGGGGAGAGUGUUUGACUUUUAUACACUUAUUCCGUCGGUUUGCAGGGAUGCACAACAUCUUGAAAUAUACUCUAGUUAGAGACAAAACUAUGAUAACCUUGAUGUGGUGAUCUGAAAUAUGAAAAAUGGCUCAUCCUACCCUUACACUCUUCCAUAAUACCAAACAAUGACAUGUGAUUGAUGAACAGAUAUGGGCUCACUGGUGCUGGAAGCUCUGACCAAACCGGAUCAUUUGCCAGUUGCUCGGGCACAGGUUGCAGGAAUCUCUCGUCUCUCUCUGUCCCACUCCAUAAGUGGAUUUUACACUCUUGUGUCUCCCACUUCUGAAAAGCUGGGAGAGUUACAAGUAAGUGAAAACUUUAUGACAGCUUUAAGGAAAGGAGCUCUUUGAAUUCAAUCAUUGAAAUCCAAAUUUUACUCAUUUACCCCCUUAGGUGUCCCUAAGUCUGGAGCCUCUAACAGAAGCCUAUGACAGCAGCAGUUCAUGUCCUGCCACAGAUAUCAGCACUGAAGUACCGCAAGCCACGACACUGACUGUGCCCUCGCAGCCCAGAACACUCUCAGCAGAGAGCAGCGGAAGAAACACACCCAGGUUUGUCUAGUGCAGAAGCAAAAGCUCUCAAGUAGUUAAUGAAAUCAGAGCAUUAUAAUCUAAGUGUGUGUACUGCUGUGUGUUUUCAGAGGGAGAGACCACUUAUAUUUUCAAAAUGAACAAACACUCAAAGGCAAAGGAGAGUCGCUGGAAAACAAGAUUCCAGGAACCAGCAGAUCUCAGAACAGUCAUUCAGCUGUGAAUCUUUCAAGUCAGGAGCCCCGAGGCCAAACAACCAGUGACAUUCUCUCAGGUUGGUUGCAAGAUGACUAAAAAUAGGAUCUACAGAGCCACAAGACCCUGCAUUUUGCCUUUUCUCUAAUACUGUCUAACUCUCUCCACCUCAGUCAUCCUAGAGCGUGGAAACAAGCUGAGAAACGCCAUGGUCGAAUCAGCUUUCAGUUGUAAUACAGAUCCUGCCCUGGCUCUUAAAGAUGCGCCUCUGCCUCUUCCAAAAGACAACAUCCUGCCGCCUCCCAAGUAAGUGUUAAAAAAGUUAGAACAAUGUUUUUGUCACCUUCUAGCAGCAUAGCCUAUAUUACUUUAUUGCUGUGUCAGCAGGCCCUCCCCUUCUCCCUCUGGGAUGUUUCUUCAAAAUAUUCUUCAUGCUGAUUCAGCACUAAAGCACUCCGAGGAUGCUGCUGCAGUGAAAGACUGUGGCUUGGACUGUCCUGCUGAUGUGGACAGCAGAGCUGUAGAGCUGCUGCUUGGCAGGUACACACAAACAAAUCUACUGAGUAUUUACACUUUAUUUUCAGUUUUGUUUCUUGAACUCUUCUGUCUAAAUGUUUUUUAGCCUAAACACUUCUCCUCUGCCUCUUUGGGAUGGAGAGGGCUCCUCUCCUGAAUCUCUGUCUGACCAUGACAGUGUGUGUGGGGAUAGUGAGCUCAAUGAUCCUCAGUAUGAUCAGAGCUUAUUGGAAAAUUUGUUCUACAAAACUCCAGUAAGUUCAUUUAAUAAAAAAUAUUUCACUGCCAGUUUUCCUGAUUAUCUUUGAGGAACAUAUUUGUCUUUUUGUCUCUUAGAUUUCAGAUAUGACAUCAGAUGGUCCUGAUGUUGGAGAUCGAGGAACAGCGCCCUCUAGUCGAAAAGGGCCAAAACAGCCUGAACCUCAGAGUGGUGGACGGUAAGCUUUUCCUUUGUGCUCAUCAGUCUAUACUGCUUUGAAAGCAACCCAACUAGUGAGCAGUCCUGAAGUAACUGUAACACCAUAAUUUUAACUAUUAGCUCUCUAAUGUAGCCGCUCCAAAAGGGUCUAUGAUAGUCUGACCUGAUCUUGAAGGCUUUAUCUUUAUUUUUAAAGAAUUCAUCCUCUUUUAUUUCAAAGUUAGAGAGAAAUAAUUUUAAAGAAGCUUGUUUGGGAUCAUAAAUCUACCACACAGAAAUACAAUUAGAGACAUAAUCUCAGCUAAUGACACAUUUUGCAAAUUUAAAACAGUUUAUCUUGUUUUGACUCUGCAGUCCACAUUCAGAUCUUCAGCAGUCUGCAGAUGCUGCUGGUGUUCCUCCUGGCCUGAGUUCAGAGCAGAUGACUUUGCUGCAUUUGAUCCGUUUGGCAAAAGUGACCAUCGACUCCCUGAACGUACCUACAGGCAGUACAAAUACCACACCGAGAAAAGCCUCCAGUAAAGGGAGACCUCCUCGACCAUUAACCAGUAAGAAGUGGUAAGCACUUUUUUUUUUUUUACAAUUCUUUGAACAAUUUUGAAAGAAAGUGGUUUGUAUUUUUAACAUUAGUCCAUGAUAUAUCUUUUCUUUUUUUAUCAGCACAUAUUUCAUUGAAUACGUGUUCCCGAGGGCUUCCACUUCCAGUCGACAUGAUCGAAGAAAGAGUGGAGAAGGAGAGGUGACCAGAGCUGUCGCCAGUAAAGUUGCUGGAGGAGGUAUGGUGUCUUAAAAUAUCUGCAUUUAUGAGUUUAAAAAAAAAAACAAACAGCCUGCCUUUUACUUUAUGUGACAUCCAGUUUACUCUUAUGUGUAAUUUAGUUGUGAAGUUCCACCAGCACACAGUGUUCCCGGUCCACCUCAGUACAGCUGCAGUGAAACAAUGGUGGGAAACGGAUCUGGUUUUCAAGAUUCACUCACGAAGGAGUGACCAAAAGAAAGUGGGUUGAUUAAAAUGAGGAAUGUUUGUUGGUUUAAAAGUGAGUAAGUGACUCUCAGGUGUCUACUGUUUUCCGUGAUAAGUCUAUACACAUAUGUCUUUGUUAUGAUCGUAAUAAAAAUAAUGUUAUCUGUUUCCAGAGUAAGGACCAAACCUGUUAUUGUACCUUUAUCCCAACGGUGGCAAAAGUUCAGGGCCAAACUCAUCAUAGGUUCUGCUUUCAAAUUUAUUCUGAAUUAAAAACAAAGAUUUUUAAGGAAUAGUUAUGAUAUUUUAUAUUUUAAGGAGGUUUUCUAGCAUAGUAUUUCAGUCACUAAAAGGAAACGCUAUCUCUAAACUUCCUGUUUAGAGAAAGGCACAGAGAGGCGGAGAGUUAUGGUAACUUAUAAACAAGAAGGACAUUAAUGGUCCAUGUCUUUUGUUGUUGCAGCCUGUUCCCAUCGGUAAGGCGGUUCACCCUCUGCGCUGUCUUCUGGGGAGCAAACAGCUCAGUCAGUCUGUUAUCCUGCCUGUGCAGAGUGUGGAGGGGAGCAGUGGGGUGCAGGAGGUUGGACCUCUCAAGGUAAGUUCCUUUUUGUUCCUUCCUCCAGGAGUUCAUGUUUGCAACCCUGAUGUUUGUAACUCAUGAUGUUUGUUUUUUUUUCCAGGUGACGCUGGAACUUGCAACAGACAACAAAGAUUUCUCCUCUCAAAAACAUCAAAUUAAACUGGCCCAGAGAGACGCAUCGCCUUCACAGACUGUUCCCAGUCCACAGAGAGAGAGCAGCUCCAGACCCCAACAGGCUGAUUUAAGGAGGGACGAGUUAGCAGAUGGCUCUUUUGAAGAAUCAAGGCUGAAUGUUUGGAGUCCACAGAAAUCCUCCAAAGAUCCUUCUCUCCAUCCUGGUCUCCACACUCCUCCUCAUAAACCCUAUCAGCAGCAGGAGGAAGAGGAUCCUGAGAUCCUGCUGCACACCCUGCUCAUGGUGCCAGAUGGCAAGAACUUGAACUGUGGGCCCGGGCAGGCUCCAAAUAUAUACUUGAACUGCAAACUGUUCUGUUGUGAUGAGACGGCGAGAUCUGUCAUCAGCUGGGGUCAAACAAAUCCAUCUUUCAACUUUGUUCAGGUCAGUCCAGGAGAAUAAAUCCCCUGAUUACUGCUACAGAGAGUCCAAAGAUUUCAACUUUCAAAUGUAGAAUCUGUUGUGACUUUUUUAACUUCUUUUUCCAGGUGACUCCUGUGGCUUUAACAUCUAAACUGCUGGAGCGGAUGAAGAACAAUGUGAUGGUGAUCGAAGUGUGGCAGAAAACUGGAAGUUCAGGGCAGGAUCGACUUCUGGGCCUGGUUAAACUACCUCUGCACCAGUUUUACAUGUCCUUCAGGCAAGUCAGAAAACUACGGUACAACUUAUUUUUGCCUGAAUGUAAAUAACUCACAGUACUUGAAUUGUUUGACAGUUGUAAUGGCUGUAAUUGCCUCUGGGUGGUGCUGUGGUCCACUUCAUUCAGAGGCAAAAGCAGUAACAUUUGUUUACUCUGAGUCUGUAUUAUUUUACAUGUAAGCUUAUUGUGCAUCAGUGUUAACAGAAAUGUGUGAAAGCUGAUUUUAAUGCAAAAUAUGUAAAAUCAUAUCCCUAUAUUAAUAAUUAGGUUACAGUGAAGCUGUAACUGUCUUUCUCAUCUUCUCUCCAGGGAUCCAAAGAUCACCCACCUUCUCCUUCAGGCACAGUACCCUGUUUUAGGGGUGGACUGCUACAUGCCCGUGGUUGAUGUUUUCUCAGGAACUUGUAGGGGUCAUCUCAGGGUUGUUUUAGCUCUUGGACACUCAGAACAGAUAGUCGCCUUUCAGCGGACGAGGGAUGAAGACUACGGCUCUUUAUCUCAUGCUGUAAGACCAGUUCAUCUGCUCGAUCACAAGCCACGCUCUCAAACAAAGGUCAGUGUUAAUGUUUCGUACAAAAGGCUCAAAGCAUUUUGCUUUGUGUUUGCGCUUGCUAAACAGAUAAUUGUGGGUUGGUGGCAUGUUUGAUCACCUGCCAAACCUUUAGGCUUGUAAACAGACAAGUUCCUCUGGACUUCAAGUCAAAAAUGCUGAUGCAUAAUGCAGACAAAGAAGCUUUUUGUCUGCACUUUUCAUAGUAAUGUUUUUAUAGGUACAUAAAUGAGCAAUGGAAGCAGUGCUGUGCUGACAAGUCGCUUCAUUCCUUUAAGGUUACCACAGCACACUCACUGUCUAUGAGGGAACACCUGUUUGUGAUCAGAGUGGAGAAGGUCAACGGGCUGACACCUCUGCAGUCCACAGUGUGGGGUGAAGCGGACUGCUACGUCCAGUACAACUUCCCCUGUCAGGAGGGAGACCCUGCUGCAAACCUGGACCAAGACCUCAUAGAGAGCAGUGCGGCGCAUUUUCUGUCAAACCUUCAAAUUGAGAUUUCCCUAAAUUAGAUUGAUCAUCUGACUCGAUUCUCAUCUCCAACAGGCCUGAACCUGAAAGAGUUUCGUACCACCACCACUCUGUGCAUCCCUGACCCGGUGUUUGGCCACACUGAGACUCAUGUGCUCCUGGCUCCUGACGGUGUUCCUGCUCAGAAGCUGCUGCUCAGCUCUCUUUCAAGUCAAGGCCUGGGCGGUGGCGGUGGUGUUCAGUUUGAAGUGUGGUGCAGGUUUGUGUUGUCUCAGGCUUUUUCUAAUUGCAGACUCCCAAGAAUGAAAAUGUCACCAUCCUGAAACGUGUUGUCUUUUGACCUUCGGUGCCAAAAUCUCAAAUUGGCGGUGUGGGAAAAAGAACAUGUUUUUAACAACAAGGGGAUUUAUGAAAUACAAAUGUUCUACUUAAAAGUGAGACUUGAAACCACAGAUUUAUGUAGACCAUGGUUGAUCCUUGUUUCUCUUUUAGUCCACAAGCUGUUGCUAACUUAAUAAAUUAGCAGCUGGUUUUAAUUUAUAGAAGCUAAUGUUGUCUUGUUGUCUCCCUGCAGAUAUUAUUAUCCAAAUGUCCGAGACCAGCUCGUGGCCAAAGGAUUGCUUCCCUUGUCCAAACUGUGCGCCAUGGUCACCAUGCAGAGGCAGCACCCUGAUGAGACUCAAAUGUUCUCCCUGCCCCUCAUCCCCAGGACUGACAGUCCCAGCGGGUAUCGACCUCAGCCCUCAGGUACACUGACACAGAGUAAAUUAACACAAUUCUGUAUUUAUAUGUUAACAUUUCACUUAAAUGUUGAGACUCUCCCGCUGUGUCUCAUAGGCCUGCUGGAUGUGUGUGUCCGGUACAAGCACCGACCUGUGAGACCUGAAGGGCUGACUGUUCAGGGAGCUGCAGCUCGAGUUGUGACCCUCGUGGUUCAAGUGCACAGAGCAUCAGGAUUACAGGCGGCAGCAAAGUACGUCACCAUCAGCAUCCUCUUGUGUCCUUUCGUGUCUUUAUCAUUUCCUCAAAAGUCCUUUAUCAUUUCCUCAAAGUCAUCAGCUAACUAAAUCGAUGUAACUACAUCACACUAAAAGUAUUCAUUAUUUUGCUCCAGUGACUCCACAUUGGUAUCGUGUGUCUGUCUCUGCAUUCAGGGUUUUAUCAGAACAGGAUGAGAGACUCGGUUACUUUGCUGGUGUGGGGGUGAACUCUUACGUCACAGUCCAGCUCUCCUUCCUGCCUGAGAGCGAGAGGAGGUCCACCCGGGUGGCUGCCAGGAGCUUCUGCCCAGAGUUCGACCACCACAUGGAGGUGUCCUGUAACCUGCUGGUUCAGAGGAGCAGCGGAGAAACCUGCAGCCUGGCUGAGCAGCUGGAAGAGGCUUCAGCUGUUUUCACCGUCUGGAACAAAGACAAUCGCAAGGGAAUAAGUGAGUCCAGUUUCUCUCAUAGACAAAUAUUAUAUAUUCUGAUUUUCAGUUGUUAAAAUAUGCAAAUCUUUACCAGUGUCUUCUUACUUAAAUAACAGAAGAUUGUGACUACAUAAAGAAAUAUUUUUAAAAGAUUAAGUUUUAAAUAUGAAGUCGAUAAUUUAGAAAAACAAUGAAGUUGUAAUAAUAUAAGAGUAUGACUGUAGUUUGAUAAGAAUAAAAUCAUAGUAAAAAAUGUCCCAAAUUUACAAGAAUACAGCUGUAAUAUCACAUCAGUGAAGUCAUAAAUUACAAAUAAACUGUUUAAGAGUAAAGUCGUAUAUUUACAGGAUUUAAGUCUUAAAUUUCCAAUCAUAUAGACAUAAUAUAUGAAUACAGUUGCAGAUCUAUGUGAGAAGUCUAAAGAGAAAAUGUCACAGGAUUAAGUAGUAAAAUAACAAAAUAAAGUAAAUUAAUGACAAUAAAGAUGAAAGUUUCACCAAUAAAUGAGAGAAAGCCAUAAUAAUGAGAGAAUAAAUAUAUAAAUUAAACCUAAAAGGUGAUAUCAGAAGUGCAGCCAGCCUUCUUGAAUAGCUGGAGACAGACUGUGGUCGAAUUGUGAAUUGAGAAUACAGAAUAACAGUUUCUGUAUCUGUUAAAUCAUUUGGCCGUCGAUAAAGUCUGUGAGUUACUUAUUUGUCAUAUCUUCUCUGAUGCAGCGCUCACUCAGAAGCCGAAGGAUGUGAUGUUGGGAACCCUUAAAAUACCGCUGACUGAUCUCAUCAAGAAAAGAACAGGUAUGCUGCGCCCUGAAAAAACACUUUGGUGAUUUAUUAGUCCUGCUGAUGAUCACACAUUUAUCGUGUUUCUUCCUCCAAACUUGAAGGUAUUUCUGGAUGGUUUGGACUUUAUGUACCACAAGAAACAAGUUCCUCUCAGCACAUAUUAGUAGGAGGACUUGAGAUCUCCAUCAACUUCGCUCACCACUCGGACAGAGAAAGAGUGAUUAAAUCUGCUCAAGGUGUGGGCUGGGAUGUAUCCUGCAGUGAAACCCAAGACGAUGAAGACGACGAGAGCAGCAGCCCAAGAAAAAUGUCUCUGACUUUUUCGUUGCCUCGAGCGUGGAUCCCCAUCCACUGUUUACUCCUGCCAGGCCACAGUGAGCUCCAGCGCUCCACCUACUGUUACUUCAGGUACAAGUUCUACGACCAGGAGGCUUUCUGCUCCCACAUGAGACACCCCUCUGUUGAGGAGGAGGGCCAAGCUACAGUGACUUUCCAGGGCAGCAGAACCGUGGAGCUGAGGCGCACUCAGCCUUUAAUGUGGUAUCUUCGAGAGGAGAGGCUGGAGGUUCAGGUGUGGGUCGCCUUUAAAAAAGACAAAAGCCAAAGACCACGAGACACCGAUCGACUGGUGGGUUCAGCGUUCGUGGAUCUUUCCUCUCUUGCAAAAACAGCAAAGCAGAAACUCACUCUGAGUGGUAAGAAUGUAUUGAUUUUGUUCGCUCAGGGAAAUGGUUGUUGUAUUUUUGUGUGUAGUAACACUUUUUGGUUUCACAGGAGUGUAUCCGCUGUUCAGACGCUCAGCUGCAGAUCUACAAGGAGCUGCUCUCAGGGUACACGUCACUCUUACAGUAGAUGCUGUUCCUGCAGAGGUACCUGCUGAGUUUGACACUCAAGUGGACUCAGACAGCCAGGAGGAGCUCUUAGAGGAAGAGGCGGAGGCAGCAAAUCAAACCCCUUCUCCUGCAUCACCGAAGAAAACCUUUACUCAAAGCAAACACAAACACAAACCCACCAGAACGACUCCGGAUAUCACAUCUGUGCAGCACGCAGGAACAAGCCUGGAUGAGUCUUUCCCCGUGACGGUUACAGUGGACCGAGCCAUGCACCUGAAUCUGGGAGGUGAGGUCCAACCUUUCCCCCUCCUUGUGUUUUAGUAUUUUACACUCAACGCUGAUCAUUUUGUGUGUUUCUUUGGCAGGUUGUCCUCUGACAGAGCGCAGCGGAGGGACGCCGUGCUGCUGUGUGUCAUACCUCACGGCUGACUCUGAUGAACCCGCAUCCACAGCUGUCAUAGCUGACUCUGACUGCCCUGUGUGGGACCACCAACAUGAGUGCAGGUCACUAACACCAGAAACAUGAACCUAAAUCUCCUACUGAUGCGUAUCAAACAUCAGGCUGAUGAUAUUGUUCAUAUUUACAGGCUUUCAAAGCAGCUACUGGUGGACCCUCAACAAUCCCUCGUGUUCAAAGUCUGGCAUAAAGGAGGUACAGGAAGCAGAUUCUUGUUUUACCGUUUUUAGAUUUAUCUGAUUGUUCACUCUCGGGAUGUUUUGCUCUCCUAGAAACAGAGAGGGUGCUUGGAUUUGCCUCUGUAGACCUGUCCCCCUUACUCUGUGGGUUCCAGUCGUUGUGCGGUUGGUACAACAUCACAGACUUCAGCGGCCAGUGUCACGGACAGCUGAAAGUGUCCGUCACUCCACUGAAGGGGGUCCAAGACCUCCGAGCACAGAGGAAAGCUGUGAGUGAAGAAACAGUGGCAAACUCAGCGGUGAGAGAGAAUAUUCAGACUCACAAACAGCUUUAAAAAUGUUUGGUUUUAAAAAGAUACUGACAAAUGUGUUUCACUCACAGGCUGUAUUUCCAGCUCUCCCUCUCAGCUAUCACACCACAGCCACUUACAGCAGCUUCCCAGCGCACAUCAGUCGAUACACAGAGCAGAAGAUUUCAUCACCUGACCACACCGACAGGCUGUUCUCUGAAAGGUUUGUAGAAAACUAACAGAAAACUAACAGUCUCCACAGUCCGACAAAGUUUUAUCGAAGCGUUUCAACAACUUUUCAGGUCCAGUGAAAGUGAGCGUCAUUUCGAGCACAUGGACAAAGUGCGUCUGUACCAUCAGAGUCUGCAGGAGAAAACAGCAAAUAGUUCUGUCUGUAGCAGCAGCGCUGCAGAUGUCAACCCGUCCAGCUCCUUUCUGCUGUCCACACUCAGGUCAUACUUUGACUCAUUAAAAAAAAAUUCCAAAUAAUUUCUCUGUGGAUUGAAUUUUUAAAAGGUGGGGAUUUUGAUUUUACAGGAGAAAACUAAGUGAGCUGGAUAACAUCCAGAGAUACUUCAGCCGCAAACUUUCAACUCCCACAUUCCCACCCAUGAUGGAGCAGGAUGUCCACUCACAGAAUGAAGAGGAGGAGGAAGAGAGGGACGAAGAGACAGACUCAAGUCAGCUCCUUCUCAAGUCCAAACAGUUAGUUGGAGAAGUCAACAACAUCAUAAGUGGUGAGAGGAAGACGACCCAUGAAAUAGUUUAAGUAAAUUAGCCAUCUACAGCAUUAUUCUCACAUUUGAAUAAGUUACACAGGACAAAAAAACUUCUUUCUAUAGUGACUCUUACUGGUGGUCAACCCACUUUGAUGCAGACACAGUUUAAACAUUUUAACCAUAAAAGAAGGCCCCUUUUCUUUGGAUCGAGGAAAGGCUGGUGGUGUUGAAAUGUUUGCUAAUCUUAUAACAGAAGCCCUGCAUGGCUGUCUGCCUGAAAGUGUCGCUCUGUGCUUCCAAAGGAGGUUUCGGUCAAAUCAACACAGAUGAAACACAAAAAGAAGUGUUAACCAUGAUGAUUAAUGUGUCACUUUCUUUUUCACAAGGUCUGCGAGAACACAGCCUGGACCAGGUUUCUUCACACCCACAGAGAAGCUCAACAUCGGCCCCUGUUACAGACAACAACCUGCAAACUAUCCCUGAGAGCGUCUCCGGUCUGUCUCGCAGAGCUUCACACUCUUCUCUAGACGAUGUGUUAGGUCUGCUGACGCCUCUGCCCAGGACGCCUGAAGACAAAUCAGGCUCUGAGUGUGAGGAGGAAAAGGACAGCCGUGACAGCGAGGCCUCUGUGUCUGAGCGUGAAAAUAUAGAUGGAUCAGAUGAAGACAGGACACACCACAGAAGGGAUGAAGAAGCUGAUAAUGUUGGUGAGGAGGAGGAGGAGGAGGAGGAGGAGGAGGAGGAUGGAGAUUACGAGGAGGAGGUGGUGAAGCCCAGGCCUCUUAAUGAAAUGACCUCUUUAACAGACAAAACCAGCCCGUGGACCAGCGUCCUGUCAGACCCUGACCUGGUUUCUCUUCAGAGCUUGGAGGUAUCAGAGGAGUCAGAUCAGAGCCAAGAAGAGGAAGAAAAAUGGCAGAGGGUGAAUCGGCAAACUGGCGGUUGUUGUGCGAAAGUGGAGUGUGCCAGAGGAGAGGAGAGAGGACAGAGUGGUGGAAGCUGUAACGGAUCAGCGGGAGACGGUUCAGACUCAGACAGAGACGAUGAAAGGACUUCUCAAAAUUUACAUGAAAUAGGAGAAGAACCUGACAGCUCUGAAGAGAAGAGUCCAUCACAGCCCAUCACAGAUACUCAUGAGGCUGGAGACGCUCAGGACAGUGAAGAAACUGUUCCUAAACCGUAUCCUUGACCUCUGUUUCUCUGUCUUACUGUAGAUGCCACCUUCAGAAGGUCGUGUAAAAAUGAACCUUAAGCUCAGAGUGAGGGGAAUCUGUUUGCUGGAGGAGGUUAUCUAAUAGGAACUUUUCUCUCUUUCAUAAAUAUUAAAGUCAGUCUUUCCUUGUUAUUUUAUUUAACAAUCUACACGCAGCUCCGUCCCCGUGGAGGUCCCAAAUUUCUUCCUGCCUUCUCAACAACUAGAAGCCUCCAUGAGAGCCAUACGCUUAGCUCCGUCUUUCUCUCACUCGUCCACUGACCCAGUAAGUAUCUGUCAACCUGCUCCCAUCUUCAGUCCUCAGAAUCAGGGCGUUAACAUGGAUCGCUUCAGGUUUUAUGUGAAGAGAAAAGUGACAAUGUGUUCAAGUUUAUGUUGGCUGUAAUUUGACUCUUAUAACAGGACAGCUUCCACCCCUGUUAUAUAAUCUGACAUGGGCAAAUAUUCCUUUUACAUCCUGCACAUACUUUUAUAGAGUGUGUGUAUACAUUGGAUGUACUUUGUCCUAUCCUUUGAUUACACUGAAGUCGUAAACAUGCCCUCUCUCCGCCCUCACUUGCCCUCCUCUUCAGUGUUAAUGUGUUUCCUUUUUCACGUUUUCUCAGUAUGUCACAUCUGGCUCGCAGCUUUCUUUGAAAAGAGCUAACAAACUAGUUGGAACAGUCUUAAGAACAGACGAGUAAUGUGUGUGUGUACGUCCCAUCUGUCACCUUUGGUGCGCUCUAUUUAUGGACACUGCAGUGAUGUAACCGAAGGUCUGCUGCGCCUGUUUUACUGCGAGAACAAAACAUAAGAGAAAAUGACUCCAACGAUCAGAGCUCAGGCAUCUGGGAAAUGCUGUUUCAUAAUAACACCAGACUGGUAACUGCUCAUUUUUAAACAGGUUAACCUUAUAAUUAAAAGGGUAGAUAGUUUAUGUUACUGAAGAAUGUUACUUAUGCACACCUACUAAAAGCCUUAAUGCGUCGUACGUUUCCUUCAACACAAACAUCAAUCCAUCAAACUUGGAUUGGGAACUUUGAAAAUGAUGAAACUUGCUGUAAGUUUAAGACUUGGCAAUUUUACUGGCUUUUAUGACUCAUUGUAACUCAGAUGUACAAAAGUAAGCAAUACAGAAAGGUAAAACUGUACAUUUAAAUUGCAUAAUCAGGAGGUAAGAUUGACCCAGUCUGCAAAAAAAAACACCAGAAAACAAUCCCAAUCUGUUGUCAAGUGAGCUGCCUUUAACUAUCAGUGUGAUUUCCUCACACUGACCUGGUGAUCAGUUUGAGUGAUUAAAGGUUGCGGUAACACUUUAUUCGACACCUAUCUCUGUAACACAUUAUUAAUAUAUAUAUAAUGUGUUAUAAUCAUGUUAUAGCACUGUAUAACUAUAGUUAUAAACUCUUAUAAAUGAUCAAAAUGUUUUAUAGCAAUAAUAAAAACACACUGUACAGCAUUUUAUCAUGACUUACAAGGUCAGGUAUUAUAAUGUGUUAUAACUGUUAACAACAGUCGCAUUACAUUAUCUAUGUGGGCAUUGUUAGUGAGUUGUUAACAACUAUAACACAUUAUAAUACCUGACCUUGUAAGUUAUGAUAAAAUGCUUUAUAAUGUGUUAUGAUUAUUGCUAUAAAGCAUUAUGAUAAAUUAUGUUUAGGGUGCUAUAACAUGAUUAUAACACAUUUUACAUAUAUUAAUACUGUGUUAUAGAGAUAUGCGUCAAGUAAAGUGUUACCAAGGUUUCAUUUGUUGAUUCUACAGCUCCUGAUCUCCUGUACAGAUGGACAUGUUUUUCUGUUUUUUUAUGUCACACCUGCCAUAAUGCAUCCUGACUGACUGAAGGUGUGUCAGUGAAGCACAUUCAGGUGUAGCUGCUGCAGCGUGAGGUGGGGUUUUGUAGUUGAUGCCACCAACAAUAGUGCUGAACAUCAUUUACUUAAACAUUAACAGGAUUGGCCUGCGUGAGAGGUGACGACAUCACCUUUUCAAAUCAGUGUUAACCCUCGACUGUGAGUGUUUGUUUUCAGACACACCUUGUGAUGUAUGUUUGAGUGCAUCUUUCUUAUAGUGAAGCAGUGUUUUAAGAAAAAAGGUUCAUCAAAUCUUUUUUUCUUUUAGGGUUCAAGCUCCAGGUCACAUCGCCAUGGUCCUAGACGGCGUCCCAACAUGUCGCCAUCAUCCAUGAGGAAAGAGACUGAGCGGAUAGCAAAAAUAUUUGCUGCUCACUUUGACAACGCUUAG